GAAUGAUAAACUUGAAGAGUUUUUCAGUUAUCCUGAAACAUAGAAAUUCUUUACGAUGGUACUUACAAAAGAAUUCAGAAUUUGCAUGCCAAUGACCGUCGAAGAGUACCGUAUCGGGCAGUUGUAUAUGAUUGCUCGUCACAGUUUCGAGCAAUCAAGCAAUGGAGAAGGCGUGGAGGUGGUAGCGAAUGAGCAAGUUAAGGAUGAAACAAAUGGAGUUGGGCAAUUCACUGAGAAGAGAAUACACUUGUCUAGCCAUUUACCUUAUUGGAUCCAAAGUAUAACACCAAAGAUUUUCUACGUUACUGAAAAAGCAUGGAAUUACUACCCAUACACAAUUACUGAAUACACAUGUUCCUUCAUACCAAAAUUUUCAAUAUCUAUUCAGACUCGAUAUGAAGAUAAUAAUGGGACUACUGAAAAUUGCUUGGGUCUAACACAGGAAGAACAAGAAUUGAGAGAAGUUGAUUUUAUGGACAUAGCUUUCGAUGAAAUCAAGCCGCAUCAUUAUAAAGAGUCAGAGGAUCCCAAAUUGUAUAAAUCUGAAAAGUCUGGCCGAGGGCCCCUUCUUGAGGGGUGGAGAGACACUCAGAAGCCCAUUAUGUGCUGCUACAAAGUUGUUAAUGCUAAGUUCGAGGUAUGGGGACUGCAGACAAAAGUGGAAGAGUAUGUUCAGGUGGCAAUUCGAGAAAUCCUACUUCUUGGUCAUCGGCAAGCGUUUACAUGGAUGGACGAAUGGUUCAAUAUGACAAUAGAAGAUGUGAGAAAUUAUGAGCACGAGAUGCAAGCUAAAACCAACAUAAAGGUUAAAAGUGCAUUAGAAGAGUCCGUAAACAAAGACGACAAGAAACCCUCCCAGCCCGCAACGCCGAAGUCUUCCCAGCCAGCAACGCCGAAGUCUUCCCAACCAGCAACACCAAAGUCACCUAAAAGCCCCACUACACCCUCAUCAGAAUCCAAAUCAUGGUUUUCGUGGUCAUAAUAAUUUAGAUCCAUAGAUAUUUAGUUUGAUCUCACCCCUAAAUCUAGGGUUUAGUUUUUUUUUCAAAUCUAAUGUCUUAUUUCUGAUAGUUCAUGAUUUCUUCUACUAGGCAAUCUUUAAACAAUUUUUCAAGAUACUUUUUAGAUUCAGUUAUGUUUUACUAGAACACACCAUUUUGUGUGAAAGAUAUUUAAAAAUGGGUUUUUUUAAAGUGAUUGGUAAUUCUAUUGAUCAAAUGCAGUGCUUUUGUGCUUGUAUGUAGUGAACGUGUAUCAUAUAACGAAUAUUUACUUGUUCCUUUCGGAUUUGUUAUAUCGAGGUUGUUAUAACGCUGCACUGCGUACAGAUUAAACUACAUUUUAGAAAUGCGUCUAUGCCUAGUACUCUAUCAAUACUGUCAGUAAUCGCGAGAAAAUUUAUUCGUCGUCCGCGGUGGAUAUAAUUCGCGAGGCUAAAUAACGCACGGAUUUUUUUAACAAGCUAGCUCUGUUUUUAUCCAUUUUCACACUUAGUCGUUUCAGUCUUGCAUUGCACGUUGUAGAGUAUCAUAAGUCAAGGUCAUAAGAUACGUUACUUAUCAUUAAUAUUUAUUAUUUCAUUUUGACUAUAAUGUAAGAAAUUGUAAGCUUUUUAAUUUGACUGAUUAUUCUGAGAGACUGUACGCCAGUAAAGCCUAAAGUAUAGUACUACCCUUUACUUAAACUAUAUUUGUAUAAUGAUUAUAAAUGCGAAAGUGUCUUAUUUGUUUGCUUGCUUGUUACUUUAAUUGCCUUAGCAACUGCAUCGAUCUUAAUAUAAUUACAGAUCAACAGAUAAAGCUUUCAUCAUAGAAACAAAUAUAGUUGAAUAGGUAGCCCGAAAAAGAAUCAGGGUAAAGUUCACGGGGAAUUGAAACAAAUAGCCUUUAGAUCUUAUCGAUUAUUUGUAAACAUAUAGCUUGCAUUCUGGAAAGGGGCAUGGAAUAGAAACAGAGAAGUCGCGGGCAACAACUAUUUAUUUAUAAUUUCAAUUUCUUUAAUAUGAGAUUCAAUAUAAAUUAAUAGACAUCUUGUAUGUAAUAAGAAAUCUAGUGUGAUAGUAUGAACAAGUUUUUAAUAUUUUUUAUUUACACAUAGCAUUUUUUAAAUGUAUAAAACAAUCGUCGAAUUUCGUCUCAUAAACACUCCAAAACAGCGGUAGUGUAGCAAGAGAGAAUUAUAUAAAUUUAGCCAUUGUAAAAACAGUGGAGGGUGAACAGUGAGCUGAAAAAUUUAAUAUUUUUGGUGACUAGUGUAAUUCAUGAAAAUACACCUUAAUUAUUUAAGUAUUACAAAUGAAUUUAGUAAUAUUAUGUUUACUUAAUUAUUUUAUUUUAUUACCUAUAAAAUUACUUUUGAGAUUUUUUUAACACCUCACAGAGCAUGCAAAGAACACAUCGUGUAAACUGCUGCGCUGUGUCCGAUAACUUGAGGCCAAGGUGUUACACCUCACGUGACUGUAAUUAUAAACAAUAUAAAUGUAGACAGUGAUUUGAUUUUUACAAAUUUUUAGCCAACCCGCUCGCGGGCCUGCUAUAAUUGCACGAUGACUUUUGAGAUGCACUUUUGACUUUUCAUAGACUCAUAGACAGAUGGAUCUCCUUAACUUUACCCUCCAUUAACUAGACAGAAUAUGAUAAAAAAAUUAAGUCUUCAGGCUCGAAUUCAAAAUAAAUUAUAUAUAGUAGCCACUGCUUUUAUAAAUCAACUAAGUUCACGCCUCUGCAUUUUCUAGCUCACUCACCGCAUAAAGAUAUUAUUGUAUAAUUUGACAUAAUAUAAUACUAUUAUUUUUAUUAUACUUUUCGGUUAAGUUAUUUACAGAGGACAUGUGUACCUGUUGUUUAGAGAAAUACAACACAAAUUAUUUAAAAAGGUUAUGUUAAAAGUGGGUACGAUUUCUGAUUUACAAACUUCGAAUAUUUGUGGUAUAAAUUGGCAAUGGUGCUUAUUCCGUUGUACCUACCUAGAUCUACAAACUAAAAAAAAAUUACAGAUCUAAAAAUAGUGCUGUAAGAGGGCAAAACGUGGGAAUUGAAGUGUGUCAAAACACUGCGUAACUAAUAGGUCUCAAAAUAGAUUUGUCCUUCUCACAUAUAAAAUAAAACCUGACAGUUUAGAGAUUUGUUUAGGUAUAACAGGAUAGGCCACAGUAUUGAAUAUUGUAUAAAAUCAAAUUUACUAAUACCCGUCUUCACUAAACCUAGGAAUCGCCUUAAUCGGUUGCCUAGUAAUUUAGAGAAAUAAACGUGUCUUUAACUCUUAUGUGAUGCCUAACGACGUUAGGCGCCGCAAAGUUACGACACCGAUUCGGCGUUUCGUAAAGUUUAGGGGACUUGUAAACUAACUUUUGACAGAUGUAAAAAAUAUAAUUAUAUGAAUAAAUUCAAAUUCAAAUUCAACUUUUAUCAUAAAUAGGUUACAAGGUGCACAGUAAAAUAUGAAGCCAACGGGAGUGCUUUGGCACUCGUACUAGGGAGACCUGUAUCACGAGUGCCAUAAUACAUGUAAAUUCGUUUCUUUAUAAUAACUUUAAAUCUAUACGAAAUAUGAUAGUACAGUCACAAAAUAACACGCCUUGUUGCAAGAACCAUAGACAAGUUAGGUGAUAUGAGUUGCCUAGUGAAAAUCGAUUGGUGAAAGGUAAAUGCAUGCCUAGGAAUCUUCUUUGAUUAGGCGUUACUUACUUAGGCAUAGCCUCGUUCGUCGUUACUGAAAACUGGCAUAAAUGGUUUACAUUUUCUUUAUGUUGUAUUUUCUUUUUUAUAUUUCAAGAUUGAAUUAAGAAUUUUGUAAGUUAUCAAAUUUUAUUACGCACAAUUAUUACAAUUUAAAGAUCGUCUAAUCUAACCGAUCGUCAAAUGUUUGUAUGUGUGAGACCAAAACAUGUUUGCAACACUUUAACUAGAACUCGUGUCGCCGGUGCAUAGGACGCUUUGUAUAGGGCGACACAUCCACUGACGUUCUACCUACUAGUCCACUAGUGGCUUCGCUUGGCUUACUUCAUUUUAGAGAUUCUUCAUUUGCGUCGGAUUGCGUGUGUACCACGAACCUGAUUAUCUCCUGAAAACUAACUGCACAUCAUUUCGUUCCGCUAAACUGAGAUGCGUACUUACUAUACACGUACUUUGCUUGUCAGCAUAAAUACAGUAGAAGGACUAGAUUAGAUUGUAUCUCUACUCGAAUUUUGCUAAAUCACCAAGGGCCAUCAAUAAACGUGGCAUAACGUCGGAAUUGGUGUGCAGUGUGUUUUUCGUCUUGUCACUCUUUAAUUGACAGCACCUUAUAAAUGUCAGAGCGUUAAGGAUUCGAAACGAGGCAUGUAUGCGAGAUAACAUGAAGCAUUUAAGCAAACUUUGAUGUAAUGACAUAAAAGUUGGCGUAGAAUAUAAUAACUGUCUUUUUUCAUAUUGAAUUGACAUUCAUUAUCUUGUCUAGAAGGCCCAACUUUAAUCAAACUCAGCUUUUUAGUUUUUUAGUCAUAGAUAAAGUCAUAAGUUAUAGAAUAUAUCUGUUGUUGGUUGACGAAUAACGAUGAUGUUCCUAAAAUGAAUAUGAUAUUACUCACGCGUCGAAUAAUAUUAUUUUAUCACGGGUAGGUACUUAUUAUUUUUAAAAAUAAUUAUUUUUAAAACGGAUGGAACGGAUUCACAAUGCAAGCACCAAAUUAUACGCAUUUAGUGGCAUCAAAUUAUAAGCAUUUGCUUAGGAUAUUCCUAAGCAGGAAAAUGCAGUGCAGAAUUAAACUGGUUAGUCGGUGACGUAGAACGGAGGGAAAACUAAAUAUAGCAAUAUUUUGCAUGUAAUAAUUUAUUUUUAUGGUUUUAUUUUCGUAACUCGGUACAAAUAUAAUCAGAAGUUAGUGAUAUUAUUUAGAAUAUUAAGUAUUUUUCAAUAUAAAUUUGCAAAGGCCUAAAUAUUACAGUAUAAAAACGGUAAAUAUACAUUCCCUAAUUAUUAGUAUGGUUACAAUUUAAUUGAUUUUAUAAAUUCAAUACUAUUGUAGUAAUACUUACAAGAUAUUAUUGCGUUGUUAAAGUUAAAUAUGUUCUUAUUGUAAUAUUUAGAUUGUGUAUUGUAUUUAUGUUAAGGUGUGUUAAAGUUUGUUAGGUGUUUAAAAUGAAUUGGCGUAGUAAA
This is a messenger RNA of Pararge aegeria (speckled wood butterfly), 5136 nucleotides long. It is a transcript of the gene rdgBbeta, whose product is annotated as cytoplasmic phosphatidylinositol transfer protein 1. The coding region runs from base 56 to 982 and encodes 308 amino acids. Gene Ontology annotation, cellular component: cytoplasm. The transcript is spliced from 8 exons. Lineage: Eukaryota; Metazoa; Arthropoda; Insecta; Lepidoptera; Nymphalidae. Gene Ontology annotation, biological process: phospholipid transport. Gene Ontology annotation, molecular function: phosphatidylinositol transfer activity; phosphatidylinositol binding. The record is from RefSeq and is a predicted model, not a curated record.